Molecule: messenger RNA, 864 nt
Organism: Papilio polytes (common Mormon)
Lineage: Eukaryota; Metazoa; Arthropoda; Insecta; Lepidoptera; Papilionidae
Exons: 4
Coding region: 212-808 (198 amino acids)
Source: RefSeq, a predicted model, not a curated record
CGGCCGGGUAAAAAAUUUCAUUGGCAGCCCUGGUUGGUUCUUGUCAAUGUCAAAGUCCAAACGAAUCAAAACUGGAAACCUUGUUUUGUUAGUUUUUCAAAGGUUUUUACAACAUAGAACGAUCUGUAGUUAAACAUUUGUACGCAAUCACUUAUAACUCAGUUAAUGCGAUUUAAAGUAAUUAUGAUUUGAAAUUUAAAAACAAGUAAAUAUGCCUUGUGAAAUAAUAAUAAGAAUAGCCCGUGAGGACGACGCCGUGCAACGCGCCGAGCUGAUCCAGAUGGGACUCCUAUCUCACCAGUGGGAUGCCUUCAUAUACUUCAUGAAUCAAGAGCUGACGCUGGAGUGCGUGCUGUUGAGUAGCGCGGUGCUGUUCAUCUUCUGCGGCCUGACGCCGACGGCCUGCGCGCUGCUGGUACCGGCCAUCGCCAUCGCGUUUGUUGCAGCCGCCGUCGCGGUCGCGCACCGCGGCCUCGCCGCCACACACGCACAGCGUGUACGUGGGGAGAUGUUUGGUCUGGUGGCGGAGGUGCGUGGGCCGCUGCAGCUGGGUGCGCCACCGGGGCCCAUGCCCAUACGCACUGAGCUGCAGCACUGCCCUCAGAUACAACAUGAUGUUCAUUCAAAGGUGGUGGGCACGCUGAGCGUGUCGCAGUGCCGCGCGGGCGGGGCGGCGCUGGGCGCCGACGCCGGCUGGCUGCACGCGCUCGCCGUGCAUUCGGAGUACGUACACCACACAUCAGAUCAGCUAAGUCUCCGACUCAACUACAACAAUCAGCUCACAAAUCGACCCAAAAUACAUCUAUGAGAGCCAAUGAGCUGUGAAUUACCUUGUGACUUGUAAGUUAUACCUCUGUACUGGUA